Fomitopsis serialis is the source of this 3224-nucleotide messenger RNA. RefSeq names its product SPX domain-containing protein. Gene Ontology annotation, molecular function: phosphate transmembrane transporter activity. Gene Ontology annotation, biological process: monoatomic anion transmembrane transport; phosphate ion transport; polyphosphate metabolic process. NCBI's taxonomy places the organism in Eukaryota, Fungi, Basidiomycota, Agaricomycetes, Polyporales, Fomitopsidaceae. The record is from RefSeq and is a predicted model, not a curated record. Bases 285 to 2795 code for a protein of 836 amino acids. Gene Ontology annotation, cellular component: membrane. The transcript is spliced from 14 exons.
CGACCGCCUCCUGGGGCUCUUCGACUUGCUCCCUCACCGGCAUCGCUGCUGGUCAACCUGCUCUCUCACUUAGAACUGUUCUCGUUGUAGCGGAGGAGAAGACGACGACCUCACCUACGCACGUGGCGACCUUGAGGACGAUUGCGGCACAGGGAGUCAGAGUCAGGGACCAAGCUGCUCAUCCCGAGCUCGUGAGCACCAACACGUCGCGUCAUAUCCCAGAGAGCAUCCCGCUCAGGACGCUCAGUCGUCCACACCCGGGAUCCGACCUCGCCGCCUUCGCCAUGAAGUUCAGCUCGUCUCUCAAGUUCAAUGCCGUCCCCGAGUGGUGGGACGAAUACAUUGCCUACGAUGCUCUCAAGAAGACAGUCUACCAGCUCGAGAAGCAGCAGGCCGGCCUCGGCGACUCGUUCUACAGCGAGCACCGCGACCUCGAGGCGAGCGAGGAGACUGCGCUCAUGAGUGGGGUGACUAGUGCAGCAACAGACAGCAUCUUCGUCCCACUGCUAGAUCGCGAGCUCAAGAAGACAUGCCUCUUCUACGACACGCAGGAGAAGGAGCUCGUCCAGGAGCAGGAGGAAGUCGGGCCGGACGCGGGACAUCAGUACAUGGACGCAGGCACAGACGACGACGACGAGGAUGAUGAUGACGAGGAUGACUUCGAUGCCCACAGUCCGGUAGCCAGCCGUGACCCUACUCGCUCGCCCUCUCGCCCUCCAGGCAGUCGUCGACACGCACGUUCCGCGAGCUCUGCUGCCGGGGCCUCACGAGGCAGACGAAGGUAUGACUCGCAGCCCACCCGACGAUAUAGCAUUUCAUCCGUAGAGGACCACGGCAAUCUCGAGGCGAGCAUCGCUUCGCUCAGGUCGCAGCACUAUGGGCAGGCAUCCGGCUCGUCCCAGAUCGGGUCGCCACACUCGCCCAAGGUGACGACCAAGACGAUCGCGGCCAAGGUCAAGGGCAUGAAGGACAGCAUCACCUCGCUCACGAGCCCGCAGACUGUUUGGACGGCGAAGAACAACUACGCGACGGAUAUCCAGCUGCUCUUCAAGCGGCGGAUAACCAACCUUUACCUCACCGCGACAUCGAUGCGGUCGUACGUUGAACUGAAUUACUCCGGGUUCCGUAAGAUUCUCAAGAAGUAUGACAAGGUGACGGACAGCGCGCUGCAGGAACACUACCUGCACGACGUCGUCGAGCAGGCGCAGCCGUUCUCGCAGGCGACCAAGGACCACCUUAACGCGACGAUUACGCUCCUCGUUGAGCUCUACACGAAGUGCGUGACACACGGCGACCACCGGGCGGCACAGCGCCAGCUCCAGCUGCAUCAGCGCGAGCACAUCGCUUGGGAGCGCGACACGCCCGAGAAGGGCUUGCUGGACAUGAACACGAAGGCGGGUCACCUGCGGUUGACGAUCAAGCAAGUGUUUCUGUUCGUAUCCGUCCUCGUGUUCGUCAUCUUGCUGAACGUCAAGGUGGUGGACGGCGUCGAGGCGAGUCGAUGUCUUGCGGUGUUGGUAUUUGCGACGAUCAUGUGGGCGACGGAGGCGAUCCCGCUGUUCGUGACUUCCAUCUUUGUUCCCCUGCUUCUUGUAACGCUCCGCGUUAUCCGGUCGCCUGACGGUGAGGAGCGACUGAGCACACCCGAUGCUACCAAAUACAUCUUCUCCGUCAUGUUCUCGCCGACGAUCAUGCUCCUCAUCGGCGGCUUCACCAUCGCAUCCGCCCUGAGUAAGACUGCUAUCGACCGCGUGUUGAUUACGAAGUAUUGUCCUGCUUGCAUUAUGGGCGUCGCAUGCUUCGCAAGCAUGUGGAUCAGUAACGUUGCAGCGCCUACACUAUGCUUCUCCCUCAUCCAGCCAAUACUUAGGACACUUCCGCCCAAGUCCAAGUUUGCUCCAUGUCUGAUCAUCGGCAUCGCCCUGGCGGCCAACAUCGGUGGCCAAAGCUCGCCCAUAUCCUCCCCGCAGAACCUCAUUGCGCUGCACGAGAUGGACCCACAACUCGACUGGGCGAGCUGGUUCGCCGUCGCGCUGCCCGUCUCGGGCAUUUCUGUUGUGCUCAUCUGGUUGCUGCUCCUCGUCUCGUACCGCCCCGCUCGCUCACCAGACGGCGAGGGCGAUAUUGAGAUCCGGCCAAUACGUGCGUCGCGCGAGCCGUUCACGAUGAAGCAGUGGUGGGUCACCCUCGUCUGCCUUGUCACGAUCGCGCUGUGGUGCUUCGAGCACCAGAUCGAGGACGCCGUUGGUGAUAUGGGCAUUAUCGCUAUCAUACCCAUUGUAGCGUUCUUCUCGACGGGUGUGCUGAAGAAGGAGGACUUCGAGCAGUUCUUGUGGACGGUAGUAUUCCUCGCGAUGGGCGGCAUCGCCCUGGGCAAGGGCGUUACGUCUAGUGGCCUCUUGGAAGUCAUGGACGACGGCAUUCGGGAAAUGAUCUCUGGGCUCUCGCUCUACACCGUUGUCAUCGUACUUUCAUGUAUCGUCUUGGUCGUCUCGACAUUCAUCAGCCACACAAUCGCCAGCGUUCUGCUCGUUCCCAUCGCCAAGGAAGUGGGCGCGAACAUGCCAGGAAACAGGCAGAAUCUGCUGAUCUUCUUGACCGGUCUGCUGUGUUCGACCGGAAUGGGCAUGCCGGUCUCCGGCUUCCCCAACCAGACGGCUGCGAACCAGGAAGACGAUAUGGGCCAGUUGUACUUGACUAACAUCGACUUCCUCAAGAAUGGCGUGCCUGCGAGUUUCAUUGCGAUGAUGGUGGUCGCAACCGUCGGGUUCCUCUUGAUGGAGGCCAUUGGGUAAUCUCUAACACGCAUGUCGUGCCACUCAUCCAUGCUCUCGGCCAUCAUAGGCCCUGCAGCUCUCAUCCAUCUGGUCCGCAGAUACCUGCACGCUGAUAUGUAGUAUAAUAGAGCCUCGUAGGGAUUGUAGAACAUUUGAGCGCAGUCUCAUUACACUAACUGGAUUGUAGUUGCUUCAUUAGUUGCUAUCCACCUCGUGCUGCACCUGUGCCUACGUACUGCGAUGCAGACUGGGAGUCUAACGUGAAGUAACCGACAGUGCGACUUGUGUUGUCGACGUAGCUAUGAGGUCCGUCUAGUGCGUAUCAUGUGCUCCGAUCCGCGCGAACAUCAAUGCUGCUACCAUACUCAGUCGUCGUAGGUUGUCAGGUACAACGGAGGAAGAUGUGAGUGCAGCGAAUCUGGCGGUUGCAAAUGAAGCAGGCCUACC